AUGCUUGAUGCAAUUCCAAGUGCAGAAGAAAUUAAAGAAGCAAUUUUUAGCAUGGAUCCUGAAAGCUCUCCAGGUCCAGAUGGUUUCUCUGGUUGUUUUUGUAGAGCAUGCUGGCAUAUAAUUCAUGAUUAUGUGGUUCAUGCUAUUCAGUUCUAUUGGAGAAGAAGAUUCAUUCCAAAAGGGCUCAAUUCAAACUUUCUAGUACUUCUGCCUAAAAUUGAGGGUCCAAAAUCUCCCAACCAUUUUAGACCAAUUGGUCUUAGUAAUGAAAGCUUUAAAAUAAUUACCAAGAUUAUUAAUACAAGAAUGAGCUCACUGAUGACAAAGCUUAUAACUCCUCAGCAAGUGGCUUACAUUAAAGGUAAAAGUAUACAAGAGAAAAUCAUAUUAGCAUAUGAAAUGGUGAAUGAAAUGAAGAAGAAAAGAAGAGGAGUUAUGAUAAAUGGUGGACCACAUGGUUUUUUCUCAGUGGGGAAGGGACUGAGACAAGGAGAUCCAUUGUCUCCAACUCUUUUUGUUAUUAUGGAAGAUGUCUUAAGCAGAUGCAUUCAUAAAAUGGUGGAAGAAGGAAAGAUAGCUCCAAUAGUUAUAAGAAAAGGGAUACAUCCAACACACUUGUUCUAUACUGAUGAUGUUUUCAUUUUCUGCAAUGGUGCUAAGAAAAGUGUAUAA
Messenger RNA from Papaver somniferum (opium poppy), 672 nucleotides. RefSeq lists its product as uncharacterized. The transcript has 2 exons. Lineage: Eukaryota; Viridiplantae; Streptophyta; Magnoliopsida; Ranunculales; Papaveraceae. Bases 1 to 672 code for a protein of 223 amino acids. The record is from RefSeq and is a predicted model, not a curated record.